Molecule: messenger RNA, 3864 nt
Organism: Pseudophryne corroboree (corroboree frog)
Lineage: Eukaryota; Metazoa; Chordata; Amphibia; Anura; Myobatrachidae
Gene: POLD1
Product: DNA polymerase delta 1, catalytic subunit
Exons: 27
Coding region: 198-3515 (1105 amino acids)
Biological process (GO): base-excision repair, gap-filling; DNA replication proofreading; DNA-templated DNA replication
Cellular component (GO): delta DNA polymerase complex
Molecular function (GO): DNA-directed DNA polymerase activity; nucleotide binding; 3'-5'-DNA exonuclease activity
Source: RefSeq, a predicted model, not a curated record
UCUGCAUCAUGUGACAGCAGCGGUCACAUGACCCGGUAAUGUCACGCAGACUCCACUGCUGCACCGGAAGCAGCCUGUGAUUAGCGUCGUGUCUCCAUGCCAACAGUGCGGGCGCGGGGAGCAACGUGCAGGAAGCUGCGUCCUUGGCGGGAGACUGGAACGCUGCUGCCGUCACACGGACGGGAUAAUCCUUGAUAAUGGAGUUCAAGCGCAAGCAGGCAGUGUCUGCAUCUUCCCAGGCCAAGAAGAAAAAAUCAGACUGGGAUGAUGACGGCCCCUCUAAUUUUGAGGAGGAACUGGCAUUCCUCGAUGAGGUUGAAGCGGACAUGGCCAUGGAGAUGAGUGAAGGCUAUUCCAAUGCAGAGGUGUUGCCGGUUGAUAAACUCUCGGACAACAUUUCCCCGAAAUGGCUCAGGCCUCUGCUUCCCCAGACUGAUCCCCAGAAGGAUUCUUUGUGCAUUCAUCAGAUUGAGUUGGACCAUUAUGUGGGCUCGCAUGUGUCCGGGAUGCUCGGUGCUACACAAGGACCUGUCCCCAUCAUACGGAUGUUUGGGAUCACAGCCCAUGGGAACAGCGUAUGCUGCCACAUUCACGGCUUUGCCCCAUAUUUCUAUGUACCAUGCCAGACUGGGUUCAAGCAGGAGCACCUCAGCGACUUCAAGAAGGAGCUGAACAAUGCUGUGAUCAAGGACAUGCGUUCUAACAAGGACAACCUAUCGCAGGCAGUCCUGGCUGUGGAUAUCUGCAUGAAGGAGAAUAUGUACGGGUACCAUGGGAAGCGAAUUAUUGCUUUUCUGAAGAUCACGAUGGCUCUGCCGCGUCUUAUUGCACCUGCCAAGCGUCUUCUAGAGCAGGGCAUACGCUGUGGGAACUUUCCAUUGCAUUGCUAUCAGGCCUAUGAAGCCAACAUUGACUUUGAAAUCAGGUUUAUGGUGGACAAUGAUAUUGUCGGGUGUAAUUGGAUUGAGCUCCCGCCCGGUAAAUACCAUAUUCGUAAUGAAUAUCAAGGAGGGGAGUACAGUAAAGACGAUCCCAGCAAGGUGUCCCUUGUCCAGCUGGAGGUUGAUAUAAGCUGGUCAGAUCUCCUCAGUCACCCUGCAGAAGGAGAGUGGCAGAAGAUAGCGCCUCUUCGUGUCCUCAGUUUUGAUAUUGAAUGUGCUGGUAGAAAAGGUGUGUUCCCUGAGCCUGACAAAGAUCCUGUAAUCCAGAUCUCCAACAUGGUGUUGCGGCAGGGGGAGAAGGACCCAUUUAUACGCAAUGUUUUCACUCUGGGCACCUGUUCUAGUAUUGUAGGCUCACAGGUGCUUUGCUUUGAGAAGGAAAAUGCCCUUCUAAAGGCCUGGUCAGAGUUUGUGCGCAUCAUAGAUCCAGAUAUUAUAACCGGCUACAACAUUCAGAAUUUUGACUUGCCGUAUCUUAUCAACCGAGCGCAGACACUGAAGGUCAGCACGUUCCCCUUCCUGGGAAGAAUUCGGAGCAUGAAGUCCGUUAUCCGGGAUUCUUCCUUCCAAUCCAAACAGAUGGGGAGACGGGAAAACAAAGUCAUCAACAUUGAGGGCCGCGUUCAGUUUGAUCUGCUGCAGGUUCUCCUGAGAGAUUACAAGCUGCGCUCCUAUACGCUGAAUGCUGUUAGCUUCCACUUCCUGCAGGAACAGAAGGAGGACGUCCAGCACUCCAUCAUUACUGACCUGCAGAAUGGCAAUGAACAGACCCGGCGGCGGCUUGCUGUGUACUGCCUGAAGGACGCCUAUCUGCCACUGCGUCUUUUGGAGAAGCUCAUGUGUGUUAUCAAUUACAUGGAGAUGGCACGUGUGACUGGCGUGCCGCUCAAUUACCUGUUAUCCCGCGGGCAGCAAAUCAAGGUGGUCUCGCAGCUUCUCAGACAGGCCAUGAAGCAAGAUCUGGUGAUGCCGGUGGUAAAAUUAGAAGGUGGUGAGGAUUACACUGGAGCCACAGUUAUCGAGCCUGUGAAAGGGUAUUAUGAUGUCCCUAUUGCGACUCUAGAUUUUUCCUCGCUGUAUCCUUCGAUCAUGAUGGCGCACAAUCUCUGCUAUACAACCCUGCUGCAAUCUGGAUCCAUUGAAAAAUACGGCCUCAAUCCUGAAGAUUUCAUCAAGACCCCAACAGGUGAUCACUUUGUAAAGACAAGCGUACGGAAGGGGCUGCUCCCUGAGAUCUUGGAGAACCUCUUAUCUGCCCGAAAGCGGGCAAAAGCAGAACUGAAGAAGGAGACUGAUCCCUUUAAGCAGAAGGUGUUGGAUGGUCGUCAGCUGGCGCUGAAAGUCAGCGCCAACUCCGUGUAUGGGUUUACGGGGGCACAAGUUGGCAAGUUGCCCUGUCUGGAAAUCUCACAGAGUGUGACUGGUUUCGGGAGGCAGAUGAUAGAGAAAACAAAACAGCUGGUGGAAUCUAAAUACACGCUUGCCAAUGGAUACAAGGCAGAUGCCAAGGUCAUCUAUGGUGAUACAGACUCUGUGAUGUGCAAACUGGGGGUACAGACCGUGGCAGAAAGCAUGGAGGUAGGACGAGAGGCUGCCGAAUGGGUCUCCAGUCACUUCACCCCUCCCAUUAAGCUGGAGUUUGAGAAGGUAUAUUUUCCUUACCUUCUGAUCAAUAAGAAGAGAUAUGCUGGCCUGUACUUCUCAUCCAGUGCAGACACCCAUGAUAAAAUGGAUUGUAAGGGAAUAGAAACUGUGAGGAGGGAUAACUGCCCUCUAGUGGCCAAUCUCAUCAACACUUGCUUGCAGAAAAUCCUGAUUGACAGAGAUCCAUUGGGAGCUGUAGAACACGCCAAAGACGUGAUAUCGGAUUUGCUCUGUAAUCGGAUAGAUAUCUCCCAGCUGGUGAUUACAAAGGAGCUGACCCGCACUGCGGAAGAGUAUGCAGGGAAACAGGCGCACGUGGAGCUGGCAGAGAGAAUGCGAAAGAGAGACGCAGGUAGUGCCCCCAAUUUAGGAGACAGAGUGCCAUAUGUGAUCAUUGGGGCUGCCAAAGGCGUGGCUGCAUACAUGAAGUCUGAGGACCCGAUCUAUGUACUAGAGAAUAACAUUCCCAUUGACACACAGUAUUAUUUGGAGCAGCAGCUGGCAAAACCACUGCUGAGAAUCUUUGAACCCAUCCUAGGGGAGACCAAGGCUGAGAGUGUGCUACUGAAAGGAGAACACACCCGCUGCAAGACUGUCCUGACCUCCAAGGUUGGGGGUCUAAUGGCUUUUGCCAAGAAGCGCAGCACCUGCAUUGGAUGCAAAGCCGCACUAAAUCAUGACGGUGCUGUUUGUAACUACUGCAAGAAGAGGGAGUCGGAGCUGCACCAGAAAGAGAUCUCUCAUCUGGGUUCCCUGGAGGAGAAGUUCUCUCGUCUGUGGACUCAGUGCCAGCGCUGUCAGGGAAGUCUGCAUGAGGAUGUCCUGUGUACUAGCCGCGAUUGCCCCAUAUUCUACAUGAGAAAGAAGGUGCAGAAAGACCUUGAUGACCAGGAGAAGCUGGUCCUACGCUUUGGACCCCCUGCCUGGUAAUGGUCACCACAUCCCUGGGGAACAAGAAAGUGGACGCACACCUAUAGCUGGCUGGGUCAAAAGUCGCCACCUUUUCUACCAAAUGAGGAGAAAUCCAAUUUAUUUCAGGUGAAGGAAAUGGCGUCAGAAGGCUAUUACACUGCUGGAUGCUCCUACGGGUUUCAGCCAGAACCUAUUGAUUUUGAAUUCAGUUUGGGGUGUUUUACCUACAUCGGAGUAAGUCGCACCCCAUCCUUGCCAGCCAAUGAACUGCCAGUGCUGACUGUUACUAUGACACUGAAUAUAAUAUGUGAAGACUUUUUUAUGUUUUUGUACCAAUAUUAAAUAAAGAAAAUUAAUGUUUAGUUUA